UCUCUUCCUCUCUUUCUUCCUUUCUCUCCCGUCUUUCUCCCCAUCCAAACAACCAGCCAUGGCCUCCCAGCAGCCACAAUACCCCCAUGUCCUCCAAACCAACCCUGAAGCCCUCUCCCCCUUCCUCUCCAACCCUAAUCCCACCCCCUCCGCUCCCCCCGAACCCUCAUCCUCUCUCUACCCCACUGUCGAUAUGGCCGACAUCGUCGGCGACCUCUUCCCCGACCCCGACGGCGACCCCAAGAACCCCGAACACCCCGUCAACCUCUCACCCCCCGUCGAAGAAACCCUCCUCGAGAUCCCUGGCGCCCUCCUCCACCUCAUCGACAAGCACCACAGCAUCGAGCUCGCCUCCGGCGACCUCGCCAUCCUCCGAGUCCGCCAGGGCGACAGCAUCGUCGCCGUUCUCGCCCGCGUCGGUGCCGGUGACGACGCCGUCCAAUGGCCCCUCACCCGCGACGAGGCCGCCGUGAAGCUCGAUGAUUCGCACUACUUCUUCUCCCUCCACGUUCCCGAGGGGACCGCUGAUGACGGUGAGGACGGAUCGGCCGACCUCCUCAAUUACGGCCUCACAUUCGCUUCCAAGGGGCAGGAAAGCUUAUUGAAGGAAUUAGAUGGGAUGUUGGAGAGUUGCAGCGGGUUCUCAGUUCAGAAUGUGAGAGGAAAGGAGGCGUCGACGGUGCUGGACGGGUCGGUGGCGAUGGAGAUCACGCCGGCGGAGAUCAUGGAAGCCGGGCCGAAGAAGGAGAUGAUGGAGGAGCGUUCGGAGGCGUACUGGACGACAUUGGCGCCCAAUGUGGAGGAUUACAGUGGCUGCGUGGCCAAGGCCAUCGCAGCAGGGUCGGGGAAGCUGGUGAAGGGGAUUCUGUGGUGUGGAGAUGUGACUACCGAUCGGAUCAAGUGGGGGAAUGAGUUCUUGAAGAAGAGGAUGGAGAACACCGAGAGAAAGGAGGUCAGCCCGGAGACCUUGAGGAGGAUUAGACGGGUCAAACGAGUUACCAAAAUGUCUGAGAAAGUGGCAACUGGAAUCCUAUCUGGGGUCGUGAAGGUAUCUGGAUACUUCACAAGUUCAGUUGCAAAUUCCAAAGUAGGCAAGAAAUUCUUUGGACUCUUGCCAGGAGAAAUCGUCCUUGCUUCUCUCGAUGGAUUUGGCAAGAUUUGUGAUGCUGUUGAAGUGGCCGGGAAGAAUGUCUUGUCAACAUCAUCAGUUGCAACAACUGGACUUGUAUCUCACAGGUAUGGUGAACAAGCAGCUGAGCUCACAACUGAAAGCCUUGAUGCUGCUGGGCAUGCUAUCGGAACUGCAUGGGCUGUCUUCAAGAUCCGGAAAGCUCUUGACCCUAAGAGCUCCAUUAAACCCACAUACUUAGCAAAAUCAGCUGUAAAAGCAGCAGCUGCUGAACUGAAGCCUAAGCGAAAAUAGUGUAAAAAGAAAUUAGCAUCUGCGAAAUGCUGCCAUUUUUGUUUCUUCUCUUUUGCUUGAAGCUUUGAGCUUCGCAAUCUGCAGCCAAGUGUUGGUCGAGGAUUUUUUUUUCUUUAAUAAAUAAAUUAAAUAAAUAUUC
Molecule: messenger RNA, 1562 nt
Organism: Elaeis guineensis (African oil palm)
Lineage: Eukaryota; Viridiplantae; Streptophyta; Magnoliopsida; Arecales; Arecaceae
Product: protein EARLY-RESPONSIVE TO DEHYDRATION 7, chloroplastic
Cellular component (GO): plasma membrane
Source: RefSeq, a predicted model, not a curated record